This is a messenger RNA of Polychytrium aggregatum, 1861 nucleotides long. Its product is annotated as GLE1-like protein-domain-containing protein. Gene Ontology annotation, molecular function: phospholipid binding; translation initiation factor binding; inositol hexakisphosphate binding. Gene Ontology annotation, biological process: poly(A)+ mRNA export from nucleus; regulation of translational termination; regulation of translational initiation. NCBI's taxonomy places the organism in Eukaryota, Fungi, Chytridiomycota, Chytridiomycetes, Polychytriales. The transcript has 11 exons. Gene Ontology annotation, cellular component: nuclear pore; nuclear pore cytoplasmic filaments; cytoplasm. The coding region runs from base 15 to 1631 and encodes 538 amino acids. The record is from RefSeq and is a predicted model, not a curated record.
AAACGGACGAGUCCAUGACCCUAAGCGAACUGCUCCCCAAAAUCGGCCCUGGAAGACCAGAGCCCCAACUCUCAGAAUCCAACGACUCGAUCGAUUCGGUCGAUAGUCUCGGUAGCAGCGCCAUGAUUUCGUCGGACGAUCCAACUGGGAUUCGAGAUGUCGUGCUUGGUGCCCAGGCUCCUCACCCACGACGAGAAAUCCAAGAUUUGCUGGAGCACCUUCAUCAGAUGGGCAUCACGGAAACCCGACAGCAGCUUACGCAGCAGAUCGAGGCAGCUUGUUCGGCGCCAAUUACUUCAAGUCCCGACAAGAGCAAAGCUGUGGAUCAGAUUCGGUCCAAAAUGACUGCCAAGCGGAAUGAGUAUAGCUCGUUUGUCUCGAAGCAGCAGAGUUUGACUCAGAUGAGCCUUGACACCGCUAUCAAGAAGCUGCGCGAGCUUGAUCUCCGCGAACAAGAAGCAGCAGCAAAGCUCAGGGCUGAAGAAGAGGCUCGGAAAAAGAAAGAGGAGGCGGAAAGACAAGCUCUGGAGGAGGCCAAACGAAAGGAGCAAGAGGAACUGACGAGAAAGAAGGAAGCCGAGCAGGCUGCCGCCGAAGCGAAAGCCAAGGAGAAGGAACUACAGGAGCGGCAGAAGGCGGAGGCAGCGGCCAAAGCUGUAGCAGAGGCAAAGCAAAAGGCCGACGCUGAGCAAGCCAAGAUGGCCGGACCGAUUGUUCCUGCCCAAGGCCCUCACUCAGAGUCCAGUGUGAUUGCCACUGUGACGGCUUGGAAAAUGGCAUCGGCCUGCCUACAAAGGACCGAGCAUGUCAAGAAAGUGGCCAAGCCAGCGACAUUUGCUGACGCCCAGGCCAAGAACAAGAUCUUUAUGGUGCGCAUGAUGGUGACUCGAUCCGUCGGCCAGGUCACGAACUCGAGAGCUAAGGUCAACGAAGUGAGCAAAACCAUCGACAGAGCGUUCACAGAGGCCAGGGCAAUCAACAUCAAUGCUCUCGAGUAUAUUCUCGAUUUCACCGCCAAGCAGUUUGUGCUACAAGCCGAAAAAGAAGUUGCAGUCAAGCACUCGAUGGCCUUUCCAAUUGCCCGCGUGUGUCUCUUGCUGUGCAAGGAACAUCCGGAAUUCGUGGAGCUGCUAAUGGGGCGGCUCAUUAAGCGGUGCUCAUAUGUCGUGCCGAUGUACUACCCCAAGCUUGCGAGCGAGUCCAGCACCGACUGGCAAAAAAGGGCAGGCUUCCGUCCCACGGGGGAUGGAGAAACCCUCGAAACCGAAAUCCAGUACGGAGAGCGCAUGAACGGGAUCCUGGCGUUCUACCUCGCUUUGGUUCAGUUGACCGAUGUGCCGAAUCCGUUUGGCGUUGGCUAUCUCUGGACAUGGCUCGCCCGAAUCCUGAACCUCAAGCCACGCCGACUCACUCCGACGUUCCUACAGACAUUCUUGGAGAUUGGCGGGUAUGCCUUUAUGGCAGAAUACCAGUCCCAGGCCAACAAAAUCAUGCGGUAUAUGAUCGAGGUAUACAUUCCCCAAAUCCCGGCCCAGGCCGUGGCGGCCACAACCCGCCUCAACAUCACCCUGGAGGACUGCGCCAAGAGAGGCUCCGUGGCCAAACCAGAGGGCAGCACCAUGGAUCCAUAAAUGCCCCGACGGACUUGGUUGGAUAUAUCGAUCGGCCAUGGCCAGAGUCGCCUGCGAACUCCUGUCAAUAUAGCCACCCAUUCCAUUGCCCGUGAUGCCCCGAAGACGCGUGAGAUUGCCUCGGAGUGCCGCCUCUAUGCGGCACGGACAGAGUCCCAAACGACCCCCAAAACGCAGUCAGUUGCUCGAUGGGUCGCCAGGCGAAGGCGCAGACACCAACACACGCAGAA